Oryzias latipes (Japanese medaka) is the source of this 4110-nucleotide messenger RNA. It is a transcript of the gene slc16a5a, whose product is annotated as solute carrier family 16 member 5a. Gene Ontology annotation, molecular function: monocarboxylic acid transmembrane transporter activity. The record is from RefSeq and is a predicted model, not a curated record. NCBI's taxonomy places the organism in Eukaryota, Metazoa, Chordata, Actinopteri, Beloniformes, Adrianichthyidae. Gene Ontology annotation, biological process: transmembrane transport; monocarboxylic acid transport. Gene Ontology annotation, cellular component: basolateral plasma membrane.
UUUCGUCAUAAGGAUUUGUACAAUACAUAAGGUGGCAGUUAAAUGUUGCCCCUUUGGCAGUGGUUUGAGGGCAGUUUAGUUCAGAUGUCAUCAGGGUUUGCAUAUGUGUCCAUAAAAAUAGAUAAAUUAGAAGAUUAAAUGUUCUAAACGGAUAAUUAUGCAAAAUAAUUUGUAAUCGAGGAUAAUUCUUAAUUAAAACCCACUCAGGGUUUGUCUGAAGCUCUCGCACAGUAAAACUUGAGGUAUUUGUGAAAUUACAAGUGAUAUGGAUCUAGAUAAGAUCUGUGGUUGUCACUAAGGUAUCACAGCCACUCUGAAAUCUAAUAAGUGCAAAACGGCCCAUAAACUCUUGUAAGUAGCUUUUACAGCUAUGAGUGAUACAGGCACAUGGCAAGGUCGCCAUAGCAACUCAAAAAAGCAUUUCCUCCUGCUGUUUGUGAAGGUUAGGGGAAAUGUCAGGUCAUUCACUUAGGUGCUCCUUCCUGAUCUAAUGAUGCAUCAUUCAGUUCGAUGUCUGGCGUUUCUCCUGAUGGAUCAGAAAACUUCUCUGCUGAUGCUGCGGUCUCCUCGGAGGGUGCAGCAGUUGCAGUGUCAUGGGCAGGAAAAGCAGUCACAUAUCCUGUAAAGCUAACCCAAGAGCCUCGCCUGAGCUGCCAAACAGAAAAUGACUCAGAGAAAUGGAGCCAAGAGCUCGGGUGAUGGCCGGCUUCUCACAGAGGCCUCCAAGGCUUUGGAGCUGUCCAAGGGCAUGGAGCACCAGGAGGCGUGGGAGGCAAAUGACUGCGAGUUUGAGGAGGGAGGGCAAGGACGCCAAAGCAGAAGCACCGAGGCUGCAGCCGAUACUGGUCCAGAUGGCGGCUGGGGAUGGGUGGUGCUGGUAGCCACCAUCAUGGUCUUGGCCUUGACCUUGGGGUUUCCCUCUUGUGUGGGAAUCUUCUACACAGACCUGCAAAAUGAGUUCCAUGCCACCAACAGCGAAACUUCCUGGGUGCCGUCCAUCAUGACGUCCGUGCUCCAUGCAGGAGGGCCUUUCUGCAGUGUGCUGGUGGAGAAGGUGGGCUGCAGGGCCACCGUCAUGUUGGGCGGAGUCCUCAGCGGGGUUGGGAUGGCCGCCAGCUCCUUCACCCGCUCCAUCACCGAGCUCUACAUCACUGCUGGAGUCAUUACAGGACUUGGUUUUUGCUUCAGCUUCCAGCCUGCCGUGACCAUCCUGGGUCACUACUUUGUGCGCCGUCGGCCCUUUGCCAACGCCAUGUCCUCCUCGGGGACGGCUCUUGGCAUCUGCACUCUGCCGUUUCUGGGAAACUACCUCCACACGGAGUAUGGCUGGAGGGGAAGCUUCCUGGUUUUGGGGGCCGUCCUCCUGAACUGCUGCGUGUGCGGAGCGGUGAUGAGGCCCCUCCCAUCAACCAAGCACCGUGGACAGCCAUUGAUGAAGCGCGGGCCUCCGCCAUCAGACCAGGAAAAUGAGAGGACACGAAAAGGGGGGUGCGGGAGGGUGUGGAGCUUUGUGUUGGCCUCCCUGAGGAAGCACAUGGCCUUCGAUCAGCUCUCCAACAACCCCCGAUACUGUGUGUUCGCCAUCGGCAUCACCUGGAUGAUGCUCGGGUUUGUGGUUCCCUUGGUGUUUUUGGUUCCCUACGCCACCGCUCACAACAUGGAACAGAGCCAGGCCGCCUUCCUGCUCUCCAUCCUGGGAAUUGUCAACAUUAUAGUGCGACCACCGUUUGCCAUAGUCUUCAACAUGCCCUGGUUCAAGGGGAGACACAUCUACGUCUUUGCCUCGGCGCUGUUGGUUAACGGGCUCAGUAACAGCAUCUGCUGCAUCGGGUCGAGCUUCCCCGUCCUGGUGACCUAUGUGGUCAUCUAUGGGCUCUCUAUGAGCGUGGUGGGCUCCCUCAUGUUUACCGUCCUCAUGGAUAUCGUGGAGAUGAGCCGCUUCCCCUCCGCUCUGGGUCUCCUCGCUGUUAUGGAGAGCGUCACGCUGCUGAUCGGACCUCCUCUGACGGGCGUGCUGGUGGAUAACACCGGGGAGUACUCUUAUGUCUUUAUUGCCUGCAGCACCAUCGUUGCCUCGUCUGCCUUGUUCCUCAUGGCGUCAUUCUUCUUCCUGGACAAAAAGGAGAGGGCGGCAUCGCAGCAGGGCAAGCCCUUCGCCCAGCCCGACCCCACCCGGCCCGCCGCAGCGGACGCCUCCCCCGGCUGCAUUUACAGCGGCGUCCCCACAGAGGGAGGCAAAAACAAGGGCUCCCCCAACGGGGCGGAGUACAUCACCAACGUCUGAACCUGCUCGCCAUCACCUUUCCCACAGUUGCACUUUGGGUCAGUUUGAACGUUAGUGGUGCUAACUCGGUAGAAAAACACGUUUGCACCGUUUGACCAAAGUUAUUUACCAAAAUGAAAAAUCGUGCACUUAAAAAAACAAUGUGGUUGAACCGUUUUUCUGCUGCUGGUCUUAUGCGUUCCAUCACUCAAACCAUCGCAUAAAAGAAGUGACUGCAGACGGCUGCUGACAUGGUAAAUUAUGAGUGAGUCAUGAAGAAUGACAGAAACAAGACCGAAACGAAUAAUUUCUUGCCAAUUAGUUGAGAUGCACAAUCUAUAGAAAAAAAAACUUUUGAACCUUUUUGAAAGCUUUUAUUUAAACAUUUUAGUAACAAUUUUUGAAGGUUUGAUUUCUUCAUAUAGAUGAAGAAUCAUUCAACUGUGAGAUUCUCAUAUAGAUCCGAAACGUAACCUCAAACUGUUAAUCUAUCUAAAGUACAGCAGUUAUUUGGUCUUUUUGGAACCGUUCAUUCUAAAAGGUAUAAAAGACUUUUUUGUUUAAUGGAAUUUUGUCACUUGGGUUCCGAUUUAAAAACAAAAAAAGAUAGCCAGAGACGAGUGCAGAGCGUGAACAAAAAAAAACCCCCAGUGGCUCAGUCGAAUGUUUUACUUUACUCUAAACAUCACAUCAGAGUCCUCAGCGUGUCAGAAAUACAAUCCAGUCAGGGUUGAUUCUGUUCAAAGACCUGAAGAAGUAAAAAAUGCAAAUUGUGUUUUUUAUCCACGUUCUGGAGUAGAUGCCGAUGUUUUUUUAGCUGAAUUAUCGCCUAUAAAAGUGAGAAUAAAUACAAAAGGAUAAUAAGAACCUAUGUACUUUGUGGUUGGAGAUGAUUUUCCUGCAAACAUCUUUGAUGAUGAAUUUAAAAAGUGUUUGAUGUUAUCCAGACAUUUAAAGAGCAAAACCGAACACAUUCUCUGAUCUGGUAUUCUGGUAUUGAAAGCAAAGCAUCAAACUGUUGAGCUGCCUCUGAAAUGAACUCAAAUUUAAAGAGUUUUUGAACUACAUAAAGUAAAAAAAAUGUUUUUCAAAGGAGGAAAAAGUUUUCCUUUUGAUUUGUUGGGAUAUGUUGUUGGUUUUGGUCUUGCAUUUUGUUUGUUCAGAAGAAAGCCUCAAGAUAUUUGGAAAUCCGCUGCAGUUAGGAGUUGUUUUUUUUUGUUUUUCUUUUUUGUGAGUGAUGUUAAAACUGUUUUUGUCCACUUUUCUGAGACGCAGUCAUUUUGUAUGCACAGCACGUUGACGUUUCUACAUUUGACCCACGUUGAGCUGCCUUAGAUCAUUGCUGAUGCUCGUUAAACCGUUCACUGUCGUGUAGACGCUGAAAAUGUUCCGCUGUAAAUCAGAGAUGCUCUUACUCCACUUCUCACUCGACAGCAACAGUGCCUUUUCUCAAAGCUGAUGUGUUUCUAGAAAAAAAAAGAGCCAUAUGCGCAGGAUCAUAUCACUCCCUCUCAGGGUCGCAGGUAGUUUUAUAUCCUGGGUGAGGUGUGUGCAGCAAUCCCUGCGAGACGGUUAGCAUUAUCCAAGUUUGAUGACACUGAAGCUGCCUGUAUCUUAAGCUCCAAAAAUGAUCGAUUCACUGUAAGCAAUGCUGGUUAAAUAAAGCCAGAAGUGACUUUGUCAGGUGUUGUAGUGGAUGGAGUAAAGAAACAAGUUAACCAGCAUGUUAUUUACGUCAAAUGAUUUGCUGUCAAAUGUUAGCACUUUUCAUUUUGUGGGCCAAAAUAUAUCUUUAUUACAGAUUAUUUAUGCAUUGUGAUUGGGGGGGAAUAAAUGUUUAGAUAUUA